Nematostella vectensis (starlet sea anemone) is the source of this 1333-nucleotide messenger RNA. Its product is annotated as protein THEM6. The transcript is spliced from 2 exons. The record is from RefSeq and is a predicted model, not a curated record. Lineage: Eukaryota; Metazoa; Cnidaria; Anthozoa; Actiniaria; Edwardsiidae. Bases 140 to 826 code for a protein of 228 amino acids.
UCCUGUGGUUAAUCGCGGGCGCGUUUCUGUAAAUUGAUUUGUUUCGGUUCGGUCAUCUCCCCUUUAAAAAAGCAGAUAACAGGUGAAGUUUCGAUUAACAAACACCACACCCUCAAAAUACACAUGAAAGAAGCCUGGAAUGGAUCGACUAAAGAAUUCUUUGAUGAUCUUCACCGCAAUUGCAAUGACUGCGUUCCUUUUGAAGCGACUUUUAGGCGCUUUCGCCAUCACCGUCCCUCUGAUGUUUAUGUUCUUCGAUGUAGGAUACAGUCUGCGUGUGGUAUGGUUAUGGGUGAAAAUGAGGAUGAUGAAUUAUCGCGUCGAUCUCAUGGAUAAAAGUGUCAUGACGUUUCACGUAUUGCCUUCUGAUCUUGACGUGUUUCUACACAUGAAUAACUCAAGGUAUUUACGUGCCUUGGACUUUGCAAGAUAUGAGCACUUCCUUGGAUCAGGAAUGAGCUCAGUGUUGAGGAAACAUAAGUGCCGCUUCAUUUUAGCAGCCACUACAAUCAGAUAUCGCCGCUCUUUGGAACUCUUUCAGAAAAUUAAGUUGACCACUAAAAUUGUCUACUGGGAUGAUAGAGCAUUUUAUUUUGAACAUCACUUUAUUGAUGAAGAGGGAUUUGUAUCUGCUGUUGCAUUCUCUAAAGUAGCUGUAACACAAACUAGAAGACAGAAAGAUGACCGAAUUCCAAUGAAAGUUUUAUUUGAAGAGGCAUCAGGAAGUGUAAUUGAUGUGCUCAUCCCUCCCAGAGAUCUUGAACAUUGGUUAGAGUACAAUACUCUUUCAAGUGAGGCUUUGAGCAUGCAUAAAAAGGAGAACUAAUUAGAUGUACGAUCAGAGCCAUAGCAGGGGGUGGGGCACUGGGGGAAUGUGCCCCCCAAAUAUUUUCAAAAGUUAUAAGGAAAUGACCAGUAGGGGCGUGAUUGUGCCCCCCCCCCUUAAUAUUACCUUAAUGUUUCUGUAUUGUGCCCUCCCAAUCAUAGGUGGCCUGCUAAGGCUCUGAUUAUUAUUGUGGUAAAAGCUCUAACAGCCCGCCAUCUCUUAAAAUCUCCUCUCUCCGAAUGGUCGGUCUCUUAUAGCUCUAAGAAUAUCCAAACUAGCCAAAAUUCAAUAUGUUUAAAAAUAUUUAAUUAUUCAUUGUUUCAACACAAUCUUUAGUUCUGUUGUUUUUAUAUAGAGACUUGAUAAAUCCCGUGGACUUUGACAACUGGCCACCCCACCCCACCCCCCUAAAAAAGAUAGAGGGAACAAGGAUGAGCUGGAAUUGUGUUCUAUUGAAAAGAAAAAAAAAACAUUAAAAACACCUGACACCCCUAAGUAAAACAGUAA